GAUUAAAAUCAGAUCCUUUGAUCCGCUCCCGUAGAUCGCUACACAAAAGGAUCUGAAGUAACUCCGUAGAGGGUCACGUCCGAACGACCUUUAUAUUACGAAUAUUUAUGAGAAAUAUUAGCCAAUCAGAAUAUUCUGCACAAAACAUGUCGGCUAAUCAGCCGGUCCCGCGUCAAUUUGAUACCCCUUUGCUUUCGCCCACAAAGUACUUACCACGCCGUGAUUGUAUUAUUGAGUGUAUUUGUUAUCAUUUAUCGUAAUAUUUUUAUGAAUGGUUAUUUACUUUGAUAAUCGUGAAUAAAAAGGAAUAAAAAGCAUAUAAAAGACACAAAACAUAUACAUAAAUUCUAUGUUUUUCAAACGAUUUGAUUUGGUAACGAUUUGAAUAGAUACAAAGAAUAAUGGCUGACCUCAAAGUUGCCGUGAAAAACUGUUUGAAGUAUUUUAAUGUAGUCACGAUUAAACCAGAACAACAGAGAAUAUUAGAUGCUAUCCUCACAUACAAGGACUGCAUGGCAGUUCUUCCUACGGGGUUUGGAAAGUCGCUUCCGUACCAGUUACUUAUUCCAGUCAAAAAAGAAUUGGGACAAAACGACGGAAAGAAAGUAAUCAUUUGCUCGCCUCUGAUAGCCUUGAUGAAAGAUCAAUGUGAACGUUUGAGUCAAAUUUCCGGCGUAAGAGCGGUUUAUUUAGGAGGUGGUUGUAGGGAUCCGGCUGUUGAACGGGGCGAAUUUGACUACCUUUUCGCUGCCCCAGAGAUGCUAGUUGGAGAUCAGCACUGGAGAUCAGUUUGUCAAAAGUUUCAAGUUUCCACUAUAGUUAUCGAUGAAUUUCACACUAUAGCUACAUGGGGAGAAGAUGAAGGAGGAAAAAAAGCUUUUAGGAAAUGGUUUUCCUACAUAGGGGAAAUGCGUUCCUUGUACCCUGAGGCAAGUGUCCUUGCUCUAAGCGCCACAUGUACUCAGAAAAUCAGUUCACGUGUAAAGAAAAUCCUGAAUUUUUCUACGAACAUAAUCGAAAUAUGUGUUUCUCCAAACAAAGAAAACAUAAAAAUUGUGGUUCAAAAGAUACCAAAUUCUAUUGAAAUGGCAUUAGGCUGGAUAAUAGAAGGUUUGCAUGAUGGAACAUUUCCAAGAACUUUGAUUUACUGCAUGUCAAUUAAAGAUUCCUCUAACAUUUACAUGUACAUUAAAAAUGAACUACCUGAAUGCACCUGCAUUGAUAUGUUUCACUCAGAAACUGAUGAUAAAAAAAAAAUCAAAGAUAAUGGAAGCGCUUAAAGAUCCAUCUAGUGAAUUAAAAAUUGUGGUGGCUACGAGUGCCUUGGGCAUGGGAGUUGACCUUGUAGGAUUUUACAAUGUCAUUUUGUAUGGAUGCCCCAAAUCUAUUGUAGACCUUGUUCAAGAAAUAGGCCGUGUCGGGCGUGAUGGACAGUGUUCAACAGCAUUACUCUUACAUAAUUCUUAUCACAUGAUUGGUGUUGAGAAAGAAGUGAAAGAAGUCUAUAAAGCUGGUAAAAGUACCAGUAACACAACCAAUACAAUAAACUACUCCUGUAGACGUGUUGCAAUGCUGGCACCAUUUCAUAAAGCAACAGAAUUGUCGCAGCUAAAAGAAGUGGAACCAGUUCAUUCCUGUUGUGAUUUGUGUUACAGCAUAUGUCAAUGUGUAUCAUGUUCUCAAACACGCAUUGAAAAAUUGUUUCACUUUACUUUAGAUGACUUGUCUGCGGAGGAGGAAGAGGAGGAGACUGACGAAUACACUGAAUCAUAUGAGAGUUCUGACAAUGAAGACAUUGAUAAUUUGCUUUUAGACAUUAACCUGGAUUGAUUUGUCUCAAUGCAAUAAAAACUGUUGUUUGCCAAUUAAGAAGUGAGUCAGCACAUCUUCAAAUAAUGGCAAAAUGUUUGUUUUACCUGUUAAUUAAAAAGUUUGGAUUUGUCUCGUAUGAUUGACUGUUUGUUGCAAAAAAUUCAAAUCCAUUGACAUAAAAUUUUAUUGUUUUGUG
This is a messenger RNA of Saccostrea cuccullata (small rock oyster), 2008 nucleotides long. Its product is annotated as ATP-dependent DNA helicase RecQ-like. Bases 402 to 1280 code for a protein of 292 amino acids. Gene Ontology annotation, cellular component: chromosome; nucleus; cytoplasm. Gene Ontology annotation, molecular function: ATP binding; 3'-5' DNA helicase activity; four-way junction helicase activity. The record is from RefSeq and is a predicted model, not a curated record. The transcript has 3 exons. Gene Ontology annotation, biological process: double-strand break repair via homologous recombination. Lineage: Eukaryota; Metazoa; Mollusca; Bivalvia; Ostreida; Ostreidae.